Molecule: messenger RNA, 4492 nt
Organism: Schizosaccharomyces japonicus yFS275
Lineage: Eukaryota; Fungi; Ascomycota; Schizosaccharomycetes; Schizosaccharomycetales; Schizosaccharomycetaceae
Product: CCCH tandem zinc finger protein
Exons: 1
Coding region: 1266-2753 (495 amino acids)
Biological process (GO): negative regulation of mitochondrial translation
Molecular function (GO): mRNA binding; metal ion binding
Source: RefSeq, a predicted model, not a curated record
CUUCCAGCAAGCACCUAAAACCUCAUCUUUCCCGCUACCACUACCCUCCUCCAUUCGCAGCAACAGCAGCUACAAGCAGCGCGUCUUUGCCAUUUCUUGUAGCAUUCGUCUCGUUUGCAUAGACGUAAGCACUUUGUUACGGUAAUCGCUGAUUGUGUCGACCUAGGUUGUGUAAACCGCGCGUUAUUCGCCUUUCUGUUCGCGUUUUCGCAGCUAAACAUAAAAAAGCGCGGCAUUCGGUCCUUCUUUUCCGAUCGUUUUUAAUCUGGGCGGUUUUCCAGCGCUGUUUUUCGCUUUAUUUUUUCUACUUUCGGCCCCUUGUGCUGUAUUUGUAUUGUUUGGUUCGUUUUGUCCGUGUGAUUGUAUUUAUUUGUUCCAGCACACGCGUCCUCUCCUUUUUUUGUGACUUUUCCUCGGUUGUUUGUACUUGCCGUACUUGUGUAUCUACGUGCAUUCAGUUCUCUCCAUUAACCACGACGCGUAACUGAAACAUUUGUGAACGUUUUUCCCUUUCCACGUUUUAAGGUUUUUAUUUUUUUUGUCUUGGCUUUUUUUUCUCUCAUAGGAAAAAAAACAACGCGUAUUUUUCGCUUGGUUUCUGUUUGUUCGUAGACCUUUCUUCGCGUCUACAGCCGUUUCUUUCUGUCGUGUUCACGCGUAAACGUUCGCAUUCCCGUGUCCUUGGAACACAAAACCACUUCGUUUUCUUUUAUUAUUCCCGGUCGUUGUUUCCCUUUCUUAUAUCGCACACCGCUAUUUUCGUGCUCUGCUGCUUGUGUCCAGUGUCUGCAAGCACUUGCACGGUUACUUUCAUUACCAUAUCAAUUCUUUUUGAUUGUAUUUAUUGUACGAACUUUGGGCAGUUUCGAUAUCUAUACGAUUGCACAUCAUAUAAAAAAAAAGGCUAAACAACUCGAAGAACGAAAAAGAAAAAGAAAUCCUUUUGGAAACGACUUUUUUGCAUUCAAAGCUUAGAAACGCAUUGUCUUCGAUUUCAUCAUCAUACCAACGACAUAUUUUCAAAGUUACAACAACGCUCUUCCUCUUUUAUUUUUCUUCCCCUUUUUUAUUCAUUUGCUGUUUUUCCGGCUUCUUAUAGACGAUACGUGUGGUGCAUACACACUCUCGCAUAUAUACGCAUUAUUUUUCCGUGCACCAGACUUAUCCCCUUGUACUCAGACUCGUUUCGUUUUCUUCGUUUCUCCUUUCUCUCACUCCGCCUUCCAACGCUCACUUAACCUUUUUUGGUAUCUUGUCUUGUCACAAUGCAAAGCUUUGAACGAUUUGGUGAACCUUUGCUAGAGCAAAGUCGUUUUUCCUCCAUGAACCCUUUGCUCGAUCUCUCUCGUCCCCACUUGGGGGCACAUUCCUCGCUACGGAACGGAUUUCCCCAACUGCUACAAACCCAGCUGCCUAGCACAGCUGUAAAUGCAAACGCGAAUGUAACUUCGCCCAGCUCAGCAAGUACCUUUUCCUCGGAACGUAUGAUGUAUGGCAGCAAUUUGCUGUUUGGAGAUGCCCCGAUGGAGGAUGGGGAGAACAAUUUUGCGCCCUCUUCUAGUAUUGGCGACUCGUGUACUCGCUUGACGCCCCUCGCCUCAAACAUUUCUCCCACCUCUCCAAACAAAACGUCCAGCAAGCUGUUCCCUGUGGAUGUCAAUCAUGCGCCUGCGCUCUUUCGUUCUUCCAACGCUCUUCAAGCACCGUGGCAGCCUACGACGGCUACUUCUCCCACAGCGGCGACCACGGCAUCUUCGGUUGUCGGCAGUGUGGCACCUCCGCGUCCAACCUCCGAACCUGCUUAUCCCUCGCUCCUAAAGGAUUUGCUGCCGGCCGAGGAUUUGGAACAAGACGAAUUGACUUCCUCUUCCUUCUCCACGGCUUCUACUCCGGCCAUAACGUCUCACAGAAACAUGCCUCGGGUCCUGUCCUCGGACGCGUUGAGAAACGCAACCAACUCUUCAACCUCUUGGUUGCCCUUUGGAGGCAAUGGAAAUACAUUCCUCAAAGCUGCUCACCGUUCUGCGAGUUCUAGUGAUCUUCGUCAUGCUGGCAACAUGAAUUUCGAGAUGGGACCCUUGUUCCCUUUUGACGUGCCCCGUAAUGCGUUUUCGCAAGUCUCCAGCAAACCUAAAAUUACCGUCAACACAAUGGGUUCAUCGUUUUCAUCCGCAGCAACGUUUGGUACCGCUGAGGAGAGAGGCAUUUCUCCUUCGACGAAUUCGACGACGACGCCCUUAUACCGUGUUCGUCAUCGCCCUAGUCUCUCGCAGCCACUUCCUUCCAUGGAUUCGCUUCACCUGAGCCUUGGCUCAAUCGCGAGACCCAACGCUAGAAUGGCUGCUACCGCUCCCAACAGUGCUACCAAUUCUGGACCCUGUUCACCAACGUCUGCCACGGCGGCUUCUGUGAACGUGUCGGGUCCCCAGGCCUUGCCUAUGCUCCCUCCUUCCCAGCAACUUUCGCCAAGCUCUGAACGCUCUUCUGCUUCGUCUACUGUUUCCGGAAAGUCGAAUGGUGAUGGUCCUGUUAUUAAAAAUAAUCUGUACAAGACGGAGCCAUGCAAAAACUGGAUGGCUUAUGGGCGGUGUCGUUACGGCAGUAAGUGCCAGUUUGCCCAUGGACCCAUGGAGUUGAAGACGCCUGUUCGUCAUCCCAAGUACAAAAGCAGACCUUGUCGCUCCUACUCUCAGUUUGGCUAUUGCCCCUACGGACAGCGUUGUUGCUUCCUACACGCCACAGACCUGGUAUAAACACGCUGUGCUGCAUUCGUUGCUCUUAUGUUCACUGUUAUCAUGUGUUUUCUAUAAAUUUAUAUCUCGAGAUGAAUUGCAAAAAGAAAAGCCGUUCCUGUGUUUGUGAUCGCUCCUUCUCGACGAACACACUCAAACGUUUACACACAUGCACGCACUCUCUCUUUCUCUUUUAACGUGCAUGUACUUGCAUGAUGUACGCACACACAUGUCUCUCUUCUCCUUCUGUGCUUCGUUCUAUUUUCUUUUUUCUACUUCCUCGAAACUUUUUUUAUUUUUCUUUAUCCUUCUUGCUUUACCCACACCUGUUAGGACGGCUCUAAUAUCUCGUUGCCGGAAUUAAUUAUUUCUCUUUAUUUAUUCGUCCCUAAUUCGUCACUUAAAAAAUCCCCGGGAAAGAAGCUGCCUCUUUCUCGAACUUCUUACUUCUUCCUUGGAUGCUUUUUAACGCUUUCUUGUUUUCUUUUGCUUGGAUAAAGUUACUUCUUCGGGUGCGAGAUUUCGCAUCCCAAACGAUCUUUCAAAGCGUGUGUUUUUGCUGCAAUAUUCUGACACUAACGUUUCUGUCCGCCUUCCUCUGCCCUUAUUUGAUGCAUUGAUAUGAAAUAAAACUUUAAAAAAAAAAGAGAAAAGAACUAUGGAAAAGGAAAUCAGUUACAUUUUCACUAGUGUGCAGAUGGCAGAUGUGUCACUUCAAUCCUCUUACUCUUGUCGUAAUUUCUUACAGUUGUCUUGUGCUUUAUUUUUUUAAUUUAUUGACUGUUGCAAUACUGCAUUGGCUUGUUUUAUUUUGUUCUUUUGUUCACACAUGGUCUUUCUCACAUUCAUCAUUCAUCUUCCGCAAAACUGUCAUCGUUUUUCCGUUUCUGCCCUCCCAGUUAUGAUGAGUCAGCUCGUAUUCGUAAGACGAAGCGAAUAUGUUUUUGGCUCUCUCUAAAGGGCUUCCCCAUUCAUUGUGAACAGCCUAUCACACAUGUGCGUGUGUGUGUCUUGUUCAUGUAAAAAGUUUUACCAUUCAUUCGUAAGUUCCGUUGUUUUUCAUAAGCUGUUGGAUUAUGGAUGAUGCUACGUUUAAGGAACCAUUAACCCUGUAUACACCACUACCUGUGUUUGCAAGUGUUGAAUAUGGUUUCAUGUUUUAUGUUACGAAGCGAAGGGAACCGACUGUCGGUUUUGAACGGUUUUAGUCGGUUCUAUUUUGUUUUAUGUGUUUCAUUUAUGGGAUGAGCGGCUAUGCGCUCUCAUUCCAUAACCAUUGAGUAAUGAUGGGUUUGCAAUUGUAUUGGCUUGUCUUCUCGUGAGCGCUACUGAAAUGGUCAUUGGUGUUACGACAACUAUGUACUAAACAUGUGAUACUUAGGGUCCUUGGCGCUUUGCGACAGCCUCUUAAGACUUUUACUUGGCGUUUUCGUCUUAUUUCUUAAAACACAAUUCGCGCGUUUUUUCUUACUCGGAAUUGUUAAAAAUCCGCUCUCUUCGUUCUUGGUUUUGCCAUCGUUCGAUUGGAUCCAAUCGAAUGGGCCUCGUGUGUUAGUCAGCCAACUAGCUGCGGGUUAAUUAUUAUCAUAUCAUGUUCACUGCUGUUAUCCACUGGAUUGCAACUCGCUAAUUCAUUAUUGGCAGUUUGAUCAAUUGUGCCGUCUCGAAUACCACAUCACAUAGGCACCUCCUUGCUCUCUUUUUCAAUCUUAUAUUAUACUAAAAAAGUCAUAGAAAUUCAAUAUUUGUUGCAUACCCUA